GGCCGCUGGGUCUGCACCCGGUCCUGGAGCGCCCCUGGAGACGGCGAACAAAAGAAAGAAAAGCUAAAUAAAAUAAGUAAUCAGAUAAAUGGAUAAACAAAAGCAAACGAGGCACGCUACGUCCUUGACAGUCACAGUGAGGCCGAGGCGGGCUCCGGAGCCGUAUUCAUAAAUGACUCCCCUGGGCCCCAAAGAACGCGGGCCCCGGUUCUGGUGGAGGCGGGAAUCGGGGGGCGGGUGGACCCCCGUGCAUCCAGGGGCUUCCUCCGCCCGGUCUGGCUCGCGCGUCCCGCAGGGUUUGGGAUGGGUGUCUCCCAGGCGACGGGCUCCGCACCAAGAUGGCGGAGGAGAAGGACUCGGAGGGAACAGAGGCAAUAGUUGCAGAUCUUCAUAAGAAGAUCAAAGAUGCAUUUGAAGUGUUUGACCACGAAUCGAAUAAUACAGUAGAUGUGAGAGAGAUUGGGACAAUUAUCAGGUCAUUAGGAUGCUGUCUGACUGAAGGAGAACUGCAUGAUUUCAUUGCAGAGGUAGAGGAAGAUGAACCCACUGGAUACAUUCGAUUUGAAAAGUUUCUUCCAGUGAUGACCAGAGCACUUGUGGAAAGAAAAUACAGACCAAUUCCUGAAGAUGUCCUUUUGCGAGCUUUUGAGGUUUUGGAUCCGGCUAAACGCGGGUUUCUAACCAGGGACGAACUGAUCAAGUACAUGACUGAGGAAGGCGAGCCUUUUUCCCAAGAGGAAAUGGAAGAAAUGCUGUCUGCUGCAAUUGAUCCCGAGUCAAACACCAUUAAUUACAGGGACUACAUAACAAUGAUGGUGAUAGAUGAGAAUUAAAUGCUCCAAAGACGACUUUCUCCUUUUAAGACAACUGUAAACAUUCAAUUUCUAAUUGAAAGGAUAAUUUGAAAAA
Molecule: messenger RNA, 909 nt
Organism: Mastomys coucha (southern multimammate mouse)
Lineage: Eukaryota; Metazoa; Chordata; Mammalia; Rodentia; Muridae
Gene: Efcab2
Product: EF-hand calcium binding domain 2
Exons: 7
Coding region: 339-833 (164 amino acids)
Molecular function (GO): calcium ion binding
Source: RefSeq, a predicted model, not a curated record